Messenger RNA from Hydra vulgaris (swiftwater hydra), 1162 nucleotides. RefSeq lists its product as uncharacterized. Lineage: Eukaryota; Metazoa; Cnidaria; Hydrozoa; Anthoathecata; Hydridae. The record is from RefSeq and is a predicted model, not a curated record.
ACUUUGUACAUUUUUUAAAAAACUCACUUAAAACCAUAAAAUCAAAAGAAUAUUGUUUGAAAUUUAUAGGUGGGCUAAAAAGCUUUGAACUCCGACUAGAAUGAAUUUAAAAAUAUUUAGUUUCUGGAUUUUAUCUUUAAUGUAUUUUGUUAGCAACCUAGAAGCUAAAUGUACUGGUGGAAAGUAUCCUUCAAAUAUGCCAUCAAAGUAUGACGAUGUAAUACAUCCUCCAAAAUAUCCAUCAAAAAAUGAUGAUGUGAGAGAAAAAAACAAACCAUCUAAAAACGACAAUGGAAAAUAUGAGACAAAAUCGCCAUUGAAGGAGGGUGAUGAAAAACAUGAACCCAAUUCACCAACAAAAAAUGGUGACGAUAAAUACAAUUCCAAAAUGUCAUCAAAACCGCCAUCUAAGGAAGGUGAUGAGAAACAUGAGCCUAAUAUGUCAUCAAAAAGUGGUGACGAGAAAAACAACUCAAAAAUGUCAUCAAAACCGCCAUCUAAAGAAGGUGAUGAGAAACAUGAGCCCAAUAUGUCAUCAAAAAAUGGAGACGAGAAACAGGGUGCAAGCAUAGCAUUAAAAAAUGGCGACGAAAAUCAUACCUUAAAUGUUUCAUCAAAACAUGGUGAGGGAAAAUAUAUUGAUGACAAAAAAGUUUCAACAAGCAAGCCUUUAAAUGAUAAUAAUAUAAUAAACGAUUUAACAAUACCAUCAGCUAUACAGUCAACUACAACUGUUCAACCAAAUCAUCCUUCUGCUAAACACCCAUCAAAUGAUCAUCCAGCCAACCAUCAUUCAUCAAGUCAUCAUUCACACCACGAUAAAUCACAUCCUAAUUUUGAGAUCGAAGAAACAACGGAUAAACAAACUAAAUGUUAUAACUCGUGUUCUUGGUGUCAUGCAAAAACUACUUUGCGUAAAGUAAAGUCUCAAAAAGAAUUCAAACGUUGUAUAUCACUUUGUGCGAAAGAAAACCAAUGUGAACCCGAAUUCGAAACUUGUUUACGUUUCAGUGAUACAACAAAUGGUAUAACUAAAUGCGCCAAACAUUGGAAAAAUUGCGCAAAAAGAUUCUGCUUCAAGUAAUUUCGUCACCAAACAUGCAUGUGUUUUUUUUUUAAAGAUAUUACCUCAUGAAAAUAUAUUCAAACUUUUGUUCAAAAA